AUGCCGGAGCUCCGGCAAGUGCAUGCCCAUUUGAUCAAAUCCAAUCUCAUCUCCUCCUUCUCCGCCCUGUCCGCUAAGCCCCUCGCAUUCCACUCCAUCGUUCGAUCACUCUCCUCUCAGUCCGAGAAGCAGCACCUCUCUCUUGUUCUCUACUCCAAAAUCCUCUCCUUUUUGGAUGAUCUCCGUGGUAUUGAGUUAUUGCUCCCUUCUGUUCUGAAGGUGUGUGGUAUUUUGUUGGCUUUUGAUGAAGGUCUGCAAAUUCAUGGCCAGAUUUUGAAAGGUUGUUUGCAAGAUGACCCGUUUGUGGCCAAUUCUCUUCUCAGGAUGUACUUGGAUUGGGGUCAGCUGGAACUCGCCGGACAAGUGCUUGAUAAAAUGCCAAACAGAGAUGUAAUAUCUUGGAGUUCAAUGAUUUCAGGCUGUGUGAAGGUGGGGGAUAUCAAUCUUGCUCGAAAGCUAUUCGAUGAAAUGCCUGAUAAGGAUAGAUGUUGA
Molecule: messenger RNA, 492 nt
Organism: Dioscorea cayenensis subsp. rotundata (Guinea yam)
Lineage: Eukaryota; Viridiplantae; Streptophyta; Magnoliopsida; Dioscoreales; Dioscoreaceae
Product: pentatricopeptide repeat-containing protein At2g42920, chloroplastic-like
Exons: 2
Coding region: 1-492 (163 amino acids)
Biological process (GO): RNA modification
Molecular function (GO): RNA binding; protein binding
Source: RefSeq, a predicted model, not a curated record